Molecule: messenger RNA, 1635 nt
Organism: Neoarius graeffei (lesser salmon catfish)
Lineage: Eukaryota; Metazoa; Chordata; Actinopteri; Siluriformes; Ariidae
Gene: oatx
Product: organic anion transporter X
Exons: 9
Coding region: 1-1635 (544 amino acids)
Biological process (GO): transmembrane transport
Cellular component (GO): membrane
Molecular function (GO): transmembrane transporter activity
Source: RefSeq, a predicted model, not a curated record
AUGGGUUUUGCGGAUCUUUUAGAUGAAGUCGGUGGGUUGGGACGCUAUCAGCUGAUCCAUAUCACACUGCUGUCCAUCCCAGGCCUCCUGUUAACCAGUCAGAAUUUACUCAAUAACUUCACAGCAGGAACCCCGGCGCAUCACUGCACCAUCCCCAACCUGACCUCCACCCUGAACCUGUCUGUGUCUGAAGAAGAUGAGCUCACACUGCUGAGAGCCUUCAUCCCUGAGGUCAAGUCCCAGCUCUCAAAAUGCAACAGGUAUGUUCAGCCCCAGUGGCACCUGACUGGAGGAAAUCACAGCCACUCUGGGACUCUGAACCUGACUGAAGUGGAGACGGAGAGCUGCGUGGAUGGAUGGACUUACAAGAGGACCGAGUUUAUCUCCACAAUUGUGUCUGAGUGGGAUCUGGUGUGCAGUCUCCACCCGCUCAAACAGAUGAGUCAGACCAUCUACAUGGGGGGACUUCUCACAGGUGCCAUUAUUUUCGGAAGGCUUUCAGACAGGUUUGGGAGGAAGGUCAUACUCACCUGGUCGUAUUUUCAGUUGGCAGUGUUGGGGACCUUCACUGCUUUAUCUCCCUCGUACCUGGUGUACUGCACCUUCCGCUUCCUCACCGGCAUGGCCAUCUCAGGGCUCACCCUCAACAACUUGUCCUUCAUAGUGGAAUGGAUCCCCACAAAGACUCGCACUUUGGUCGCUUUCUUCUCCUCCUUGUGUACUGGCUUUGGUCAGAUGCUUCUGGCAGGAAUAGCGUACAGUCUGAAGGACUGGAGGAAGCUGCACAUCACCAUGUGCUCCCCGAUCUUCAUUGCAUUCCUCUACAGCUGGUGGUUCUCAGAGUCAGCACGAUGGUUGGUGUUAAACGGUCGUUUGGAUGAAGCUCUGCGGCAGCUCCACCGUGUGGCCAGAAUCAACGGCAAACAUGAAGCAGUGGAGAAAAUCACACCAGAGGUGCUGCAGUCACACAUGCAGAAAGAACUUCAGUCCAGUGAGACGGUGUUGAUGGUGUACGACCUGCUGCGCACGCCCCUCAUAAGGAGGAUCUCCCUGUGCCUCACUGUCAUCUGGUUCUCCACCAGUUUUGCGUAUUAUGGUCUGGCUAUGGACCUGCAGAAGUUCGGUGUGAACAUCUACCUGAUCCAGGUGAUAUUUGGAUUGGUGGACUUUCCUGCAAAACUGAUGACUCUGUUCAUGUUGAAUUUUUUGGGUCGGCGUUUAACACAGGCCACGUGUCUGUUGUCAUCAGCCUUCCUUAUCUUCAUCAGCAUCUUAAUCCCUAAAGACAUGCAGAUCAUGAGGGCAAUGCUGGCUGUGCUGGGGAAAGGGUUCACCUCUGCGUCCUUCAGCUGUGUGUACCUGUUCACUGGAGAACUUUAUCCUACAGUCAUCAGGCAGACUGGGAUGGGUCUCGCCUCCACUAUGGCUCGUAUCGGCUCCAUGGCGGCUCCAGCAAUUCUUAUCCUUGAUGAAGUGUUCCCUGUGUUGCCCAGCAUUGUUUAUGGAGCAGCGGCUGUGAUCGCCGGAGUCAUUGCGUUUCUGCUUCCUGAAACUCUGAAUGUGCCGCUGCCCGACACCAUCAAGGAUGUGGAGGAGAAAAGGGUGGUUCCAGACGAUCAGCGGAAAUCUGAGUGA